This is a messenger RNA of Geodia barretti, 660 nucleotides long. NCBI's taxonomy places the organism in Eukaryota, Metazoa, Porifera, Demospongiae, Tetractinellida, Geodiidae. The record is from the annotation of a GenBank genome assembly.
AUGGCAAGGCCUAGAGGCAGCCUACUUCUACUGGUACUAUUGGUCUGCCACGCGGUGGCCCUCCUGCUCUUCUGCAAAGGCUUUCUCUUGCGUCGAGUUGUCAUCCCAGAGUACAGCAACUGCUCCCUCGGGCACUUCACACCUUCCCAACCGGAUGAGACCGGAGAGGCAAUCCCCGACGAGUCUCGAACGUGCUACCCCUACCCCAGGAGGUUCAAGAGAGUCUUGUGGUUGCUCAUAGACGCCCUUCGCUACGAUUUCGCAGAGUACGACGCGAGCCUCGACCCGUCACCUCCGGUCUACCGCAACAAACUCCCGUACGUUCGCGACCUACUCGCCAACCGUCCCCAAAACGCGAGACUCUUUCGCUUUGUAGCGGACCCACCGACCACCACCAUGCAACGACUGAAGGCCCUAACGACCGGGAGCCUCCCUACGUUUAUCGACAUUGGCAGCAACUUCAACAGCCACGAAAUCACCGAGGACAGUCUUCCUCACCAGAUGAAGGCCAACGGACGCAACCUCACCUUUAUAGGUGACGACACCUGGCUGGGGCUGUACGAAGGGAUGCUCACGAGGGUUUUCGACUAUCCCUCUCUGAACGUGAAAGAUCUUCACACGGUGGACAACGGCGUAUCGAUCACGUGGGACCGGAGCUAA